Messenger RNA from Pecten maximus, 656 nucleotides. RefSeq lists its product as uncharacterized. The record is from RefSeq and is a predicted model, not a curated record. Bases 72 to 656 code for a protein of 194 amino acids. Lineage: Eukaryota; Metazoa; Mollusca; Bivalvia; Pectinida; Pectinidae. The transcript has 4 exons.
GUGUCGUCAUACAAAACAACAAGAUAGAUAAUAUACUGCUCACAUGCUCAUUAGUCUGCUGGCACAGGUGUAUGGGACAAAACACACCUAGCAUAAUGCUUCCUGUAUUUUUCUUGAUGUGCUUUGUUUCCGUCAGCCGUAGCCAAGGACACGUUUUACCAUUGGUUGGGCGAAAUGGCGGGCAAAAUGAAGGACGUAAUGUCGGAUUUCGUUCUAUGCCUAAUUUGAAUUUUGUGAAUGGACCUCAGGUAGGAAACGCUCAAGCAAUACCAAGAUUUGUUGAUAACAAUAUUCGACAAGCCGUACUGCAAAAUGUUGGUGGCGCGAACGUUCGGCCUGCUGUGCUGCAUAAUGUUGGUGGUGCUAACGUUCGGUCAGCUGGUCUGGGAAAUGUCGAAGUUGGACCAAGAGUAGUACAAAACAUACCAAGACAAAAUGUCCUUCAAAAUGUAGCUUCGGCCAAUCAGCAACCAGGCCUCGCACGGAUUCUUCCUUUCCCUAACGUUAUACCACAAAUACCAGAACCGCCGAGUGUAUCCGUUCCAAAUCCUGGACCUCAAGGCAAUAGAUUAGCUUUUGAUGAGUUCGGCCAACAGCUACCGAACCAGUUACAAGUUCAAACACUAUGUAACACUAGAUUCUUUAAAAAUGAUUAA